GUUGUGCGCUUUGACCAAAUCUACCUGAUAACAGCAGAGUAAAGAUAAAGACAAAGAAAAUGGAAAAUCAUCACUCCGCCCCUAAACUCCUGUUUGCAUAAGAGGAAACCAGCAAAAAAAAAAAAUAUACAGAGACAUUGCUGUGGGCUUUGACAACAUCUAUCUGUACAUUACCUGAAGACAGAAGAGAGAAAAUAAAGACAAAGAAAAUGGUUAACACAACUUUGGGACCUCAAGAUCAGACCAAUGAAACAACAUACACAAAGUCAGAAGAAAACUCAUCAAACAUUAAAAUCUUCGAGAUAUGCAUAUUUUCCGUCAUCUUAGUCUUAGGAGGCAUUGGCAAUGGACUUGUCAUCUUUGUGACCGGCUACAAAAUGAAGAGGACAGUCAACUCCAUCUGGUUUCUCAACUUGGCGAUUGCAGAUUUUCUUUUUAUUACCUACUUGGUUUACGAAAUUGUUUUGGCCUUUGACGAUAGUUUACAGGAGGCCUUGAACAAACACAUGGUUGCAUGUUUAUAUUUUGGUUUUGCACUAAAUAUGUUUGCAAGUGUUUUCUUUCUGACAGUUAUCAGUGUGGAUCGAUGUCUGUGCACAUGGUUUGUUGUUUGGGUUCAGAACAAACGAACUUUAGUCAAAGCCAAGAUCAUCAGUGUAUUUGUGUGGAUUUUAGCCAUCUGCUGCAGCCUUCCUGUUGGCAUUGCUCGUUAUGUACUUAACAAGGAAAAUUUCAUCAAUGUCUAUAUGCCCCAGUUCACAUACAGGUUCAUUGUUGGAUUUCUAAUUCCUUUUAUAAUCAUUGCAUCUUCAUACACAGCCAUUGGUGUGCGAGUAAAACGUCUGAAAAUAGGAAAACAGUUUCGGCCUUACCGGAUCAUAUCUGUGAUUCUGGCUUUUUUCAUAUGCUGGUUUCCUCUUCAUGUUCUCAGUUUGUGUUUCAUAAAUGCAGUGAAGUAUAACUGGAGUGACAGUGCUAUAGAGAAACUUGAUGCUGCAUUUCCUUUUGCAGACUUUCUGGUUUAUGUAAACAGUUGUCUGAACCCCAUUCUCUAUGUGUUCAUGUGUGAUGAAUAUAAGAAGAAACUUAAAAAGUCUCUCCUGCUGGUGUUUGAGGGGGCUUUUACUGAAGAGAAUCUGAGUUUAAGAUCAACUUCACUUCCGCGCAACUCUCAAAGUCAGCAGGGAUUAAGUGUACAGACGGAAGACAUAAGCAUCUGAUCCUUUGCUGGCAGCAAGAGAACAGAAUAUUUUUUUAGCUCCAGUCUUUAGAUGAUUGGAAAAUACAUUUUUUAAUUUGGAAAUAAAGAUUUCUUAAGUACUCCUCAAUUCUCCUGUGUUAAGACAAACAGAAAGUCUCACUCCAAACUCUUGCCAACAGCUCAAUGUAUCAAUGAAGAGAAGAAUCAAUCUACAAAUCUCUUACUUAGUUAACUCACUCUUUGAAUGUUUAUCUUUGUGUUUCGUUAUGCACAGUUAUAUGUUGUAUGUUAUUAGUGCAAGUGUUUCUUUUUUUAUCUUUACAAUUCUCAUAACUGAAAAAUGAAUGUAUUUCCUGCUUUAAUCAUUUUGUAAGAUUUCUCAAUAUAAAAGUCAUUUUAUGCUAAAAUGUGUCUUUAUCUUAUUGUUAAAAAAACUAAGGCACAGCCUUAAACCUCUACUUUCACUAUGGUAAAGCGGAUAAAAUAUAUCAGGUUCAACAUAACAGUUGCACUUACAGAUAUGUGUAGAUAUUUAUAAUACUGAACUCAUUAAAUAUCCAAAUGUUGUUACAACACUUAAAGUUUUAGGUAGAUGAUGUAUAGACCUUUUGCGUGUUUGCAAACAGAGAUGAUGUUUUUUGUGGGCGGAGCCCAACUGGUGGCAGAAAGUGAAUGCUUCUCAAUAGCUGUGUGAAGUGUUUUAGCAUUAAACUCUGAUUUUUAAGGAUCCGGUGUUCUGUAGAAGUCUGUUUCCCCUAUAUUUCUCUUAAGUGUAAUGUUUCUUAUAACGUUUUCACCAAGUUACGUUUAUUUUUUAAAGGUGCAGUGUGUAAUUUUUAGAAAGAUCUCUUGACAGAAAUGCAAAAUAAUAUACAAAACUAAAUUAUCAGGGGUGUAUAAAGACCUUUCAUAAUGAACCGUUAUGUUUUUAUUAACUUAGAAUGAGACGUUUUAUCUACAUACACAGAGGGUCCCCUUACAUGGAAGCCGCCAUUUUGUGCAGCCAUGUUUCUACAGAAGCCUCUAACGGACAAACUUUUUUACUAAGUUGUCUCCAACGAUGACAUGUUUGACCUGUGGCGGCUACCGUAGCUUUUCUAUGUGUUUCAAAAGCAAGAUGUGAGCAGUGGACUGAGCCAUUGGUUGCAAUUCGCAACCUCACCACUAGAUGCCACUAAAAUUUACACACUGCACCUUUAAAUAAAUUAAAAGUUUUAAUGGCUUGGCCACUGAUAUGCUUGCAUGUAUGUAAUGUAUAUGUAUUGUUCUUUAUUGGUAAAUCAAUUAUUUUAACAGUAUGAAUCUCUGAAGUACUUAUAAGAGCAAUACUAUCAUGUAUUCUGUAUAAUAUCAUUUAUUAAACAU
Molecule: messenger RNA, 2566 nt
Organism: Paramisgurnus dabryanus
Lineage: Eukaryota; Metazoa; Chordata; Actinopteri; Cypriniformes; Cobitidae
Product: C3a anaphylatoxin chemotactic receptor-like
Biological process (GO): complement receptor mediated signaling pathway; positive regulation of cytosolic calcium ion concentration; phospholipase C-activating G protein-coupled receptor signaling pathway
Cellular component (GO): plasma membrane
Molecular function (GO): complement receptor activity; G protein-coupled receptor activity
Source: RefSeq, a predicted model, not a curated record